Messenger RNA from Klebsormidium nitens, 4208 nucleotides. The record is from the annotation of a GenBank genome assembly. Lineage: Eukaryota; Viridiplantae; Streptophyta; Klebsormidiophyceae; Klebsormidiales; Klebsormidiaceae.
CAGGCACCUGGCUAGGUACCUAGUAGUAGUAGGGGUGGAGCAGGUGGCACUGCAGUUGCGGCGCUGGCUGAAGGACCAACCGAGACUCUGAGAGUCAGUUUGUUUGUUCCGCGCCUACUUCUGCUGGCGCAAGUGGACUCUGGCAGUGGAGGGCAGUUGCCAGGCUGUUCGGUCAGGGAGCAGGCCGCAGCAUUAUUACCUGUACUGGAAUGUCGUCUUGGGAGGUCGUCCUCUCAUCUGGGCUAUGAAGAGAAGUCCGAAACUAUAAUAGUCAGAGAAUUGUGCAAUCGGAUGGUUAAGAUCACCUGGAUUCUGUGAGUGCCUCGUGCUAGGAUGUUCAAAUGACCGCUAGGAGUUGCAUUUCUGUGAUGGUGUCCGGCUGCCUUGACAUCGGCAGCAAGGAAGAAGCUGUAUACCAGGCCCUGCUGUGCGCUGUGCAGCGUGUAGCAACUUGCAGCAGCUGGGGAAGCUAUGCUCAGGGUUAACAUAAGCAAGCAUGCUGUGUGUCCUGUCAAUAGCUCCACUUGAAGUCAAGUCCCCCACCAAGCACAUGUGGUGGAAAGGGCUCCUCCGGGGCGACGAAGCCCAGGGGGCGAGUGAGGAGGAGAGACGGCCGCUGCACACAGAUGAGGAAGAGGGGAGAGGCAAUGAUCUUGAAUCGGUGCUGGCGCAAAGAGAUUAUCGGGUUUAUGAGCUCAAUGGAGACAGAAGUGUCUCUGGAGAAACGCAUGGGGCCCGAGGGUACGAGAGGCAGCAGAGUGAGGUUGACAGGAAUACGGCCACCGGGGUUGAUGAUGCGGCAAGGAAAUCCGCAGAGGAGAUGCUGGAGACUCUCAAUCGGCAGCGGCGACGGCCGGGGUAUCGGGUCUCAAUUGACCGGCGUGGCUCUGGAGAGCUGUCGCGCUUGAGCCGCACCUCUACCGCCAACAGCAGCCAGAACUCGCCGCACUCCCAGUCCGAUGAUGGCAGCUCCAUGCAUCACUCGCCUGGUGUCUCCGGCAGGAUAAGUGCCUUGGAUCUUGGGGAUCGGGCACUGGUGGACGAUGGCCGAGGCUUUGCUGGCAGCCUGGGGGAGUUGGACGGGCAGCAGGGGCGCCAAGAUGCAGGCGCAGCGUUUUCGGGCCAUCCGUCGGGGCUGCCCAAUGGGCUGUCGCGCGCCCAGUUCAUGGAGCGCUUCCAGAGCAACGUGCAUGACCGGCUGGACCAGUGGGACUCGUCCACGGCGCGCGAGUUGCUGCGCAACGCGAGCGGGGCCGCCAGCAGCACAGGCACUCCUCCAAACCUGGAUGCUGACAUCUCGGGCCUCUCCACGCCAAGCCCUCUCAACGCCAACACCCCAGAUGCUCCCAGAACGCUUAGAAACAUCCCCCGGCCAGGGGAGGACCCGAACCGGGAUGCAUGGUUCAGAUCUCUCUCGGGCACCCAGUUUGCGGAUUACAACAGAGGUCGAGGAGUGCAGGGGCGGGGCGGCACAGGCCGGGAUGGUGGAUACGAGCGGCUCGCAGAGGGGAGGAGGUAUUCUGAGUCGAGCAGCAGGGCUUCGGAUGAGCAGUACGGGCGGGAUGAUAGCUCACGCUCGGAGGAGCCGCUGGAAACCAUUCCCUGGGAUGACGGUUUGCGACGGGACAGCAUGCUGGCACGGAGCAUGUCCAGCAGGCAGUCGUCGGGGCAGACGUCAGACGGUCCAUUCCCAAUGAUGAGCCGCCAAUCGUCAGGGAACUCGGAGGGCAGCUCGCGCGCCCUGAUUGUGGGCGGGCGCGAUUCGACGGCGGGGGGCAGCCAGUCCACUGCUCUGGCCUUGAUGGACACGGAGGAGCCGUCAAUUGACUUCAAGAAGGAGGAGGAGAACUAUCAGCUGCAGGUGGCACUUGCGCUGCGCGUGACGAGCGAGGCUGCCGCGAUGGACGAGCUGGAGCAGGAGCUGUCGAAGCUGCUCGAGAAGAACGUGGUGGGCGGGGUCGUGUCCGCAGGGGGCACCAUCAAGGCGCUCAGCCAGGCGGAGGCCACAUCGUACCGAUACUGGGUGAACAACAGUCUGGGGUACGACGAGAAGGUGGUGGAUGGCUUCUAUGAGGUGUGGGGCAUGAGCCCGGCCAUGUGGAGCAUGUGCACCGAGAUUGAGGAGUACGGGCGCAUGCCCAGCCUGGACAUGCUGCGGGGGGUGCACCCGGGGGAGACACAAUUUGAGGUCAUCCUGGUGGACCGCUCUGACGGGUCGGACGGCAAGCCCAAGGACCCAGACCUGCUCACGCUGGAGAACAAGGCCAUUGAGCUGGGGUUCAAGCACGAGGACUUCCCAUCGCUGGCACGCGAGCUGGGCAUCAUGGUGGCGGAACACCUGGGCGGUGUUGUGGCGCGCGAGGCUGAGCUGGCGGAUGCGUGGCGCCUUGACAGCUGGGAGCUCAAGAGCAAGAUUGGCAGCAUCGUGCUGCCGCUUGGCACCCUGCGCGUCGGUCUCUGCCGCCACCGCGCCCUGCUCUUCAAGGUGUUGGCGGACAGCAUUGGCAUCCCCUGCCGGCUGGUGCGUGGGUGCAAGCACUGCCAGCGCGAGGACAGCGCGUCGUGCGUGGUGCAGAUCGACGACCGCGAGUACGUCGUGAACAUCCUGACCAAGCCCGGCAUCCUGGACGAGCCGGAUGGGCCCCCCAACUCCACGCCCUUCCACCGCAACGUCACCUCGCCGCUCUACCCCCGCGCCAGCUCAGACGGCUCGCAGGGGGGGCAAGACAAAGGGAAAGAGGGGGAGGAAAAUCAGAACCCCGCAAGCAAGAACAGCCAGGGGGGAGAUGCUGGGGUUGGCAAGCACGAGGAGGGGGGCGAGAAGGCCGCCUCUGCGGAGGCUGGCGGUGGGGCCGAAGGGGUGGUUGCAGGCAGGGGCGCUGGCUUGGAGGCUAGCACAAGUGGACGGGAGGCGGAAGAGGCGGAGGCCGCCAAGCGGGCCACGCCCCCCAGCGUGCGCAAGUCGCUGAUAAACCGGGGGGCGCAGGAGCUGGUCAUUGGCGAGAGGAUCGGAGCAGGGUCGUACGGCAAGGUGUACCGCGCAGACUGGCAGGGGUCGGAGGUGGCGGUGAAGGUGUUUCUGGACCAGGACUUCCGCGAGGAUGCCAUCGAGGACUUCAAGGCCGAGUUCAACAUCAUCCGCCGCUGCCGCCACCCCAACGUCGUCCUCUUCAUGGGCGCCGUCACCAAGCCGCCCAACCUCUCCAUCGUCACCGAGUUUCUCCAGCGGGGCAGCCUGUACCGCAUCCUGCACCGGCCCAACAGCGCGCAGGUGCUGGACGAGCGCAAGCGCAUGCGCAUGGCGAUGGACGUGGCCAAGGGCAUGAACUACCUGCACCGCUCCUCCCCGCCCAUUGUGCACCGCGACCUCAAGAGCCCCAAUCUGCUUGUUGACAAGAACUGGACCGUCAAGGUGUGCGAUUUCGGGCUGUCCCGCUUGAAGAACGCGACGUUCCUGACGUCCAAGAGCAGUGCGGGCACGCCCGAGUGGAUGGCGCCCGAGGUGCUCAAGAACGAGCCGAGCGACGAGAAGGCGGACGUGUACAGCUUCGGCGUGAUCAUGUGGGAGCUCAUCACGCUGGAGCAGCCCUGGAACGGGCUGAACCCCAUGCAGGUCGUCGGCGCCGUCGGCUUCCAGGAGCGCAGACUGCAGCUGCCCGACAACAUCGACCCCGCGCUCGCCACACUCAUCACCGCCUGCUGGCACACGGUGCCGCAGAAGCGGCCAUCAUUUGCCGACAUCAUGGUCGCCCUCAAGCCGCUGCAAGGCGGGCCUGCUCCCAAGGCCGGUGGGGACUGAAGAAGAAGCCCCUUGCGCCCAAGCCAAGUCGUACCAAAUUUUACAGUCGGAUUUUGGUUUCUGGCACGUUAUCGGUAGAUUUCAAACAGGAAGUCUUAGGUCCACUGCAGAGAAGAGGUCGCCAAAGAGGAUUGGUGAAGUUUCUUAUGGUAUUGAGCUUUGUAAGUUGGCUUUGGGUAAUAUAUGCAGAAUAGCUCUUUAGUUGUCGUGACAACUGCUCUAUGAGCCGCUCAGAGCUUGGAUCAGAGCUUCGGGGGGAGGUGCGGAUUUAUUGACGACGUUUUCUGGUGCCUUUGCCAGAGCUAGGCUCUUACGAAAGGCAAAAUCUGAAAGCCGGCUCUGAAGUCCCCGAAACAACCGUUGUAGAGUUAGUCCCGUUUUUGUCAAAAGAGUUAAGUUCCCAGAUGUG